AUGUUCCGUGGCCUCGAGUGGGGAACACUGUUGAUUCAAAUUCAGCAACUUUCUGCAGCUUUUUCGAUUUCAUUCAACAUUUUUCUGAUUCACCUAAUUGUGAACAAGUCACCAAAGCAAAUUGGAGUCUACAAGUAUUUUAUGUUGUAUUUCUCAAUCUUUGAAAUAUUUUAUGGAAUUGUGACAGCUCUCACUAGUCCAUUUCACCAUACCCAAUACGCAACAUAUUCCACAAUAAUUAGUUCCAAAGAUCGGGCAUUGAGCCACUUUGUGCUGAACAUACUAAAUGCAGUGUACUGGGCUUGUUAUGGAAUAUCAGUUGCCAUGUUUGCAAUUCAAUUCAUCUAUCGAUAUUUGGCAACUGUGAAAAGUGACCUUGCUCGCUCCUUCCAAUCCUGGAAAAUCCUUCUCUGGUUCUCACUUCCACUUGUUUUUGGCACAGUCUGGGCAGUCGCGGGAUACGUAUUCUGUGCACCAACACAGGAAGUCACUGAUUUUAUCAAAAAUAGCAUCCACGUUACUUUUGGAUUGGAAGAAUCAGAGUUUGUGUAUUUGGGGCCGAGAAUAUUCAAAGAGCACAAUGGUACGAUUACAUUCAAUAUAAAGCCAUCAAUCGGACUUGCUCUGAACAUUAUGACGAUGAACAUAUCAUUUUUUGCAAUACUCUUUUUCGGUCUGAAAUGUUACUAUUACAUGAGAAAAAUGAUGAGCCAAAGUGGAUCGUCAAAGUCAAUAGGCCUCCAGCGGCAGCUAUUUUUUGCAUUGGUGGUGCAAACUUUGAUUCCAGUGGUUUUAAUGCUUUCACCGUUUACGUUUGCUCUUAUUUUGUGCAUUUUCGAUAUUAAUGAUGAUGUUAUUGGUGGAAUCGUGGUGUUGUGUAUUGCUAUUUACCCCGCAAUUGACCCACUUCCGAAUAUUUUUAUUAUCAGAGAUUAUAGGAGAGCACUAUUAUAUUAUGUACUCCGUGUGAAAAAUAAACUGUUUUGCAAAACAAAUGUUAUUAGCGCAUCGAGAAAUACGUCUUGUUAUGUUGAUGGACAAAUCAGUAAUGCUACCGGACAACGUGCUUUCAGCAAUGUUUCAAUGACUGCAGGAACAAUAUAA
This is a messenger RNA of Caenorhabditis elegans, 1104 nucleotides long. It is a transcript of the gene str-221, whose product is annotated as Serpentine receptor class r-10. The transcript is spliced from 6 exons. Bases 1 to 1104 code for a protein of 367 amino acids. The record is from RefSeq and is marked reviewed. Gene Ontology annotation, cellular component: ciliary membrane. Lineage: Eukaryota; Metazoa; Nematoda; Chromadorea; Rhabditida; Rhabditidae. Gene Ontology annotation, biological process: detection of chemical stimulus involved in sensory perception of smell.